Molecule: messenger RNA, 2268 nt
Organism: Staurois parvus
Lineage: Eukaryota; Metazoa; Chordata; Amphibia; Anura; Ranidae
Source: the annotation of a GenBank genome assembly
AUGCUGCGGGUGUGCAGGAAGGCCCGGGCGGCGGCGCUGGCUCAGGAGUGCCUGCGUAUUAAGACUUCCCUCCGUCCCCUGCGUGCUGCCAGAGCAUACUCUACUGAAGCCUCUGGACCCUCAGCUGGGAAAAUUGUUGGCACGGGUCUACUGUUUGCUGGAGGUGGAGUCGGAGGUACCGUGCUCUAUGCCCACUGGGAUCCAAAGUUCCGUGGAAAUGUUGAAAAGACCAUACCUUACUCAGACAAACUUUUCGAUCUUGCACUAGGACCUGCACCCUACAGCCUACCAGUGCCAAAGAAACCGCAGGAGGAGAAGCCCUUAAAAUUAUCUAGACUUUCAGAAGUAAUGAAAGAAUCCAAACAGCCUAAAAGAGAGACCAUAGAGGCACCGCCGGCGGCCAGUGAAAGUGCAGAAGCUUCAUUGCACGUAGCACAGAUUAUCUCUGCAACUGGUGAUGCCGUCUCAGUCCCAGCUCCUGUUGUUCAUGAAGAGGAGACAAUGGAGCAGAAAGCAGAACACCAUGGCAGCUCAGCUGAGCAUUGUAAGGAGUGUGAGCAUGAGGAUAAACAUCGUCUGAAAGAACGACCUGCAGAGGAGGUGGCUGCUCGCCUUGUUCAGCAAGACAAAGCAGAGAGGGAGAAGAUAGAAUCUAUAGCAGCAAUCUUGGAGGAAGCACUUGGUAGUACUGCCCGGAUCACACUCCAAGCUGUCUCGUCCCAGGAGGCGGCAGUGCAAGCUGUGAACUUCCACGCCCAGAAACUGCGAGAGGCCAUGGAUGACUCUCAGGUUUCUGCAGAGCAUAAAUCCUUGCAGUGGAGGGAUUUGGAGGAUGCCUUAAAGGUGCGCAGCAGAGCUGUGGAUGAAGCAGCAGAUUCUCUUCUCAAAGCAAAGGAGGAGUUGGAACGAAUGAAGGGUGUUGUUGAUGAUGCCAAAAAGAGCGCUGUGAAUGGAGCCAAGCCUCACAUCAUUUCAGCCGAAGAGAACCUCCAUCGUAUGAUUGUGGAUUUGGACAACGUUGUUAAAAAAGUACAAGCAGCCCAGUCAGAAGCAAAGAUCAUGGCUCAGUACCAUGAACUGGUGGCCGUGGCACGAGAAGACUUCCAGAAAGAGCUGGACAGUGUCACCCCAGAGGUGCAGUCUGGCUGGAAGGGCCUCAGUGUAUCCUGUGUAGCUGGAAAACUAAGCACCGAGGACCUGAACUCUCUCAUCGCCCAUGCCCACCGGCGCAUUGACCAGUUACACAAGCAGCUAGCAGAGUACCGGGUGAGGGAACAGCAGCACAUCGAGGCAGCCCUAGAAAAACAGAAGCUGGAGGAUAAACACGCUCUGGAGUCUGCUGUGGGUAAAGCCCUGGAGCAUUACCGCGCUGAGAUCCAAUUGGAGCAAGACAAGAAGGUGGAAGAGGUGCGGGAGGUGAUGGAGGCGGAGAUGAGAACACAGCUACGUAGACAAGCGGCUGCGCACACAGAUCAUCUGAGAGAUGUCCUUGAUGUACAGGAACAGGAAUUCAAAGCAGAGUUCCAGCAGACUCUAUCUGAAAAGCUCUCUGAACAAGAAAUGCAGUUCAGACGUCUUUCUCAGGAACAGCUGGAUGGUUUCACCCUGGAUAUCAACACUGCCUAUGCCAGGCUGAAGGGCAUUGAGCAGGCUGUGGAAGGGCAUGCCAUAGCUGAAGAGGAGGCCAGGAAGGCCCAUCACCUCUGGUUAUCCAUUGAAGCUUUAAAGUUUACCCUGAGAACAGCAUCUGGCGAGAGCCCCACCGAGCCCCUGGGGAACGCAGUACAGGGGAUCAAAGCCAGCUGCUCCAAUAAUGAAUUCACAGAAGCCCUGACCUCCGCAGUCCCUCAAGAGUCCCUUCACCGUGGCGUGUAUAGCGAGGAAGCCCUCCGAGCACGCUUCUAUACCGUCCGUAAUCUAGCCCGCCGGGUGGCCCUUAUUGAUGAAACCAGAAACAGUCUGUACCAAUAUUUCCUCUCCUAUCUGCAGUCCCUUCUUGUAUUUGAACCUAAGCAGCUAAAACCCCCAAGUGAGUUGACAUCCGAGGAUCUGGACACAUUCAAACUGCUCUCUUACGCUUCCUACUGCAUGGAACACGGCGAUCUAGAGCUGGCUGCUAAAUUUGUCAAUCAGCUGAAAGGAGAGUCUAGAAGGGUGGCCCAAGAUUGGCUAAAUGAGGCCCGUCUGACCCUGGAAACCAAGCAGGUCAUCGAUAUCCUGUCUGCCUACGCCAGCGCAGUUGGCUUGGGCACAACACAAGUACAAUGA